This is a messenger RNA of Eruca vesicaria subsp. sativa (arugula), 849 nucleotides long. Lineage: Eukaryota; Viridiplantae; Streptophyta; Magnoliopsida; Brassicales; Brassicaceae. The record is from the annotation of a GenBank genome assembly.
AUGAAGUCUCUGUGUGAGAUAUGUGAGCAGUCUAUUUAUGGACCAUCCUAUUCAUGUCCCCAGUGCCAUCUGUACUUCCAUUUAGAUUGUGUCCAUCUCUCGAAAAAGGUAAAUCAUCCUUGUCACUCUAAUCACCCUCUUCAACUCAUUGCAGUUGAAUCACUUACGGGUGGUGCCGAGAAGUUUUGUAUUUCCUGUCUAGCAGCAGCAGAAAAGUUCAUUUCUCACUGUUCCAUCUGUAACUUCAGCAUCUGGCUUAUUUGCUUCAAAAACCCGCCUCCCCUAGUGGUUGAGCAUACCAAGACUCACAAACAUCCACUUAACCUCUUUCCAAAGAAAAUGCCAUUUACUUGUGACGUUUGUGGGGAAGAAGACGACGAGAUGCCUUAUGUGUGUGUUUUAUGCGCUUUUCUUAUCCAUGGAGCGUGUAUCUAUUUACCUCGUGUCAUCAACAUCAAUCGUCAUGAUCAUCGCAUGUCUUUCACUCGUCAUCUCGGCCAUGGUUAUUUGAAAUGUGGAGUUUGUCACCAAAGUUUAAGUCAAUAUCAUGGGGCAUAUUCGUGCUCUGUUUGUCCAGGCUAUGCAGCUCAUUUACAACGUGUGGUAAGAAAUGGUGUAUGGGAUGGUGUUGAAUUAGAAGAGAUUCCAGAUGAUACAAAAUAUAUUGCACCAUUCAAGGUGGUGGGUGAUGAUUUAAUAGUUCAUUUCAGUCAUGGAUACCAUACUUUAAGGCUUAACAAAGAAAAUGUCACUCAUAGUAAUCGAUGGCUACAAUGUGAUGCAUGUAUGUAUCCGGUUGGAUUUCAGUCCAUCUACGUUUGUGAUGAAUGUGGCUACGUUCUUCAUUGA